This is a messenger RNA of Didymodactylos carnosus, 1776 nucleotides long. NCBI's taxonomy places the organism in Eukaryota, Metazoa, Rotifera, Eurotatoria, Philodinida, Philodinidae. The record is from the annotation of a GenBank genome assembly.
AUGUCGAAGAAUACAAUCAAUAUUUUGUGUCCAAGUGGACAUCGACGAAAAUUUCAACAAAUGACACCAAAUACGAAACUAUUGCAAGUUCUUGACGAGAUUUGUACGCAAGAAAAUUUGGAUCCAUCUGAAUGGGGUUUUAUUCAUCAACGUGUUAAAUGUGAUUUAACAAUACCGUGGCGUUUAAGUCAAAUUCCCACAAAUGCUCAAUUGGAAAUGUACAAAUUAGAUCAGCGUCGUUCACAUCAGGAUGUAACAGUUCAAUUACAGUUAACAGAUGGUACACGUUAUUCGGGAUUAUUUGAACCGGUAGUUACUCUACAAGAACUACUAGAUUGGUUUAGAGUUCAACCAGAAAGUAUAAUUGCUGCCGUUGAUAUCUCAGUUACUGAUACAAAUACUUAUCCAGUAUGCAGUUAUAUGAAUGAAGAGAUUGUUGGCGAAUAUGCACUGUCAAAUACAACAUUACGGGAACUGGGACUUACUGGAGGAACAGCAGUUAUACGUUAUCAUCAUCGUACAGUAAGUAAUGAUGAAAUCAAACGUAUCAAUAAUCAAAUUGAUGAAAAAAUUGUACGUCGACGUCAGCAACAACAAAAACAACAAACGACAGCGAUAAACAGUCAAUCUCAAAAUGCUUCAUUGUCUACAACAAAUACAUCUCAAUCACUAUCAUCUAAUUGGCAGUCUCCUUCACAACAUUCCACACUUGAAAAUACAAUGUCAACAACACGAGAACCACCUCGACCAAUCAGAAUAAAUGAUAAUAUACCUUCAAUAUUUCAAGAUCAGCCAGUAACUACGCAAAGAACAAAUCGUGGUCCACAACCAAAUCAGUCACCAACGUUAGCUCAAGCACUUGGAAUUAAUCUAUCAUUUGAUGAACGACUUGAUCAACGGCCAAGAGUUGAUUUUAGUAAUUUCAAAUUUCCAGAAUCAACAAAAGGAAAAAAUCUUUAUCAAAAUGAGUCAGCUGAUCAGCAAAAAAUUAUUCAGAAUUGGAAGCCAUGUGAUCGUCAAACACUUGUUUAUGAUUUAACAAAAAUAAAGAAGAAUAGAGACACUCGUGAUUCUGAUUUACCCGAUACUUUCUUCGAAUUAACGCCAAAUGAUUUAAGAUUAGUACUAACAGAUUUAAAACGUUUAAGUGAUCCCGAGGAGGACUUAAAAACUCGUGCAAUGCGUGAAGGUGGUGGAAAUAAAAGUUGUUAUGAACAUAUAGCAAUUCGUUUAGUUGUGAAUAAUCGUUAUAUUCUUCAGGGUUUAUUUCGUCCGACCGAACCUGUUUCUCGUUUAUAUGACUUUGUUCGCAAAAGUAUUCGUCAAGAACAAACACAAUUUUAUUUAUAUACAUCACCACCUAAAAUUGAAAUUAAAGAUCUUUUUAAAACAUUGAUUGAGUAUGAAUUAGCUCCAGCUGCAUAUGUCUAUAUUGGAACAACGAACAGUAAAAGACCAGCAACAGCUAGUGCAAGUUCAACAACAUUAAUUGAGUUAAAACCAGAAUUAAUUCAGCCAUCAUCGUUGAAAACACUUGAAUAUGCUGACAAGAUUGUAUCGCAAGAAGUAUUUGAGAAAGUGAAACAAAUAUCGGAUGAAGAUGCAGCUUUAGAUACACUUGGAGGUCUAACAAAUACUACACAACGUCCAACAAGUUCAUUAUCUAUGUCUGCUCAAUUAAGUACAUCUACACAACGUCCGCGACAGAUGGCAACAACAAAUAAUGACACUGAAAUAAAAGCAAAAUUAGCUAAAUUUUUGCCCAGUCGAAAAUGA